Molecule: messenger RNA, 2378 nt
Organism: Tachysurus fulvidraco (yellow catfish)
Lineage: Eukaryota; Metazoa; Chordata; Actinopteri; Siluriformes; Bagridae
Gene: camk2n2b
Product: calcium/calmodulin-dependent protein kinase II inhibitor 2
Exons: 2
Coding region: 247-486 (79 amino acids)
Biological process (GO): negative regulation of protein kinase activity
Molecular function (GO): calcium-dependent protein kinase inhibitor activity; protein kinase binding
Source: RefSeq, a predicted model, not a curated record
AUCCGUUUCUCUCUCUCUCUCUCUCUCUCUCUCUCUCUCUCUCUCUCUCUCUCUCUCUCUCUCUCUCUCUGUUACCAUAACAGCUCAUAGAGUCCGGACUUGGAGUGAGCGCGCGCUGCUGGAGUUUACACUACACUAAAUCCGAGCCCGAACCAGAACCUGUUCUUAGAUUCGGUUCUCUCUCUCUCUCUCUCUCUCUCUCUCUCUCUCUCUCUCUCUCUCUCUCUCUCUCUCGUGUCCUCAGCCAUGUCCGAGGUUUUGCCCUACAGCGAGGGAAAGAUGAACGGCUAUGGGCCGGACGACGAGGUCGGACAAAUGUCGUUCAGCUGCCGGCUGCAGGAUACAAACUCGUUUUUCAGCACUUCGCAGUCGAAAAGGCCGCCGAAACUCGGACAGAUUGGACGCGCAAAACAUGUGGUCAUUGAAGAUGACCGAAUAGACGAGGUGUUGAAAGGCAUGACGGAUAAACCGUCCCCUGGUGUCUAAACCUCCCCUGACGCCUAAGAACCUUUUUUUGCAUUUAAUCACCGGUUUGAUGCACCGCAUGUAACGCAGUGAGGAGCGACUGAGAAGCUUCUGAAGAUCAGGAUGCUAAGAGCGGACUAAGGAAAAGAUGAUGAUGAUGAUGAUGAUGAUGAUGAUGAUGAUGAUGAUGAUGAUGAUGAUGAUGAAGGACUGACAUAACAUGACAUGAGCCCGGGAGUAUGGUAUUGGGGGAGAGUGGAAUUUUCUUUCCAAGCUGGUGGUUUAGCUUAUAAUACUACAAACCAAAACCCAUCUAGAUAAAUCCAUCCUCCUUUAUCACAGCGAUGAGAAGAAGUCCUGCUCGAUUUCAUCCUUCAUAUUCAGUAUUCAUAUCGGACAUCGGUAUCGGUUUUAGUGCCACGUUUCAUCGAUGUGAGUGUUUCACGUGCUGGAGUAAAUACGGGUCACGAGCUCACAAACGACGCAACACUGAGUUUUAACAGUACAUAAAAAUAAUUAGAUGCAACAGUUGAUGAUAAUCGUGUGCAUGUACAAUGCAUGAUAUUUCAACUGCAGAAUUCUUCAGCGAUAUUUCAGUAAUAAUCUGUAGUGUAUAAACUAGAAUAGUGUACACUUAGAAAUAAAGGUACCAUAGUGUACUUUUUCCUGUCGGUCGGAUGCUGCCUUGGUGAAGUCUUCAGUUCGUCUUUAAUUUAACUUUAAACGUACAUCAGCUCUCCUUCUGUUCCAAUUCUUCACCUUUAAUUAAAAUGCAUUGUUUUUUACAAGCAACAAGAAAAGUACACCUUGGCACCUUUACCUGUCAAAGUGCAGCCUAAACGUCAUUAAGAAGUGUUUCUGCUGACUGUAGGCUCAGUGUUUGUUUUUGCUUCCGGCUUCCAAAUCGUGCUCUAAUUGCGCACUUCCGACAUAGAAAUAUAGGAGUGCUUGAAGGUAGUUUAACAUCACACACACACACACACACACAAACACACACACACACACACACACACACACACACACACACACACACACACACACACACACACACACACACACACACACACACAGCGCAGGCCUGGUCCAGGUCGGUGUUUCAACUAGAGAUCAAGAUAUUUGCGAAAACAAAACAAAAUAUGAUAAUUUUAUGCUAACAAUAUGAUAAUGAUAUGCUAAUUAUGCCCAUAAACGCUUCAGGUUAAUAGCAGAGGAACACGAAGUUUACAUACAACUCCAGCAAGUAUCUAAAAGAACAUGGAAGAGAACUUAUCAUUCUGAUUUAUUUUUUAAAAUGGAAACAGAUGAGGGGAGGAUAUCUUGUUUCUCAUCAUUUUUUAUUGUUUGGCGUCAUGUAAAUAGGGAAAUCUCUUGGUGAUUGAGUUUUGCAUGAACUUUGUGCCAAUGCAGGUGUCUCCUGUGCACCUUUCUCCAAAACCCCUUCUUUUUACUGAAGUUAAUAUUUGUAUUUCAUAUUUUUUAUAAAUAAAUGUUUCGCACUUAAAAUGAUAAGCUAUUGUGUGUUCAGAGAGUAACAAAUUACUACUAAUAAUAAAUAAAAAUAAUACUACUAAUAAUAAUAAUAAUUAUAAUAGAGUGUUUGGGAUUUUAAAAUACAUCAGCAUAUUAUUCUGCUUGUCAUUACAAAUCUGAAAAUAUUUGUAAUUGUCCAUUCAGUCAUCUAACACUGUGUUAUUUAUUUAUUUAUUUAUUUAUUUUUGUUUGUUUGUUUGUUUGUUUGUAUUAUUCUCUAUAGUUUUGUUGUGCAUGGAAUCUGAAUCUAUUCUAAAUUAAUAAAAAAAAUGUAUAAAGCAAAAAAAAAACAAUUUGUCUCAACAUUUAUGAAGGAUGAACGAUUGUGUGCUCUGAUGGCAUUUCACUGUACUUGUUGAGUUAAUAAACAGAGACAGAAACUA